CCGCAAUCGCCAGCAAGCUCGUUGAAUGGAUCAAGGGGCCAGUUCACGAAGAAGAGAGAUAAACAGCCUCCUGUCCGAUUGCGACGAUAUCAGCACCAAAAGGAUUCAGAGGUCGUUGGUCAUGACUAGCUGAUGAUUUUUGCUCAGGAUCACAUCAGUAAAUCUUAGCAGUUGCUGUUCCAGCCAUCAUGAAUCCUUCAAACAUCUUUGGUGGACCACAAACUGCCUUUCAGGCACCAAACAACAGUAUUCAGUCUGGAAACCCAUUUCAGCCCUUUCCCCAGCAGAACACAGCACAGGGUGUUGGUUUUGGACAACCUUCUGCUUUUAGUCAGCCAGCUUUUGGCCAGCCAACACCACAGUCUUCUGUCUUCGGUCAGGUGCCUACUUUUGGCCAGACUGGUGGGCUAUCACAAGGAUUGGGGCAGCCAUCAUCAUUCUCUUUUCUGGGAACAGCCCCAGCCUUUGGGCAGUCGAGUUUGGGUCAAGGCACACUUGGAUUUGGACAGCCACCGCCUUCAUAUUCUCAAGCUACAGGACAGAAUCAGACCUCUGCUUUCGGUCAGCCUUCUGCAUUUGGUCUUUCCUCCAGUGCCUCACAGUCUUUGACAAGCUUCAGCAGCACUGUUAGCAACCAGCCCAGUUUUGGUCAGCUUUCUGCCCUCUCUGUACCCACUGCCACAUCCAGCUCCUCAACAGCGGGUAGGACUGAUAAUCCCACUAGUGGGAACCAGUUUAGUUUCAAGCAACCCAAUGAUGCUGUUUUUAAACCUAUUUUCAGCAUCAGCCCCGAACCUCUCAGCUCAAAUCUGUCUUUAGCCUCUGAAAGUGUUGGACCGUCCAAGGCCGUGACUAGUACUAUGGAGAAUUCCUCCAGCGGUUCACUGUUCUCAUGCCUAAAGCAGAGCACUCUGGGCUUCAGCUUCUCACAACCAGCAGCAGCUCCUUCUGUCUCAUUUUCUAAUGCUAGUUUUUCACAAAAGGAGACGCUUGGUGGUGGCAGCAACAUUCAGUUCACCUUCUCUCAGCCAGCCAACCCUUCCAGCACCAGUACGCCUGCUUCUCAGCCCACGACUCCGUCCACCUUCAGCUUCACAGCACAGACCCUUCAGUCUCAAUCAGAUACCAAAAUGCCUGCUUUUGGGGGUACUGGCACUGGAUCCUUUGGAUUUGGGGUCCCAAAAACUGAAGCCCCACAAAGAACGGAGGAUAGAGCAGCUGAUGGACAGAGCAGUGGAGGAGAAACAGCUUUUGUUGGUUUUGGCAUAAAACGUAAAGAGGAGCCGGUUGAUCCAAAUGCAACUAAAAGCAUUAUUGAGACUGGUGCAGAUGGACCAAGACAACCUGCCAAACGCCCGCUGUUGAGAACUCGUGGCCCGGCUGGAGGGCUUUUUCUCAAUGCAUUGUCUGAGCUAAUGAAAUCCAAAGUCACUCCAGUGAAGAGAGAAGAUCAUCUUCCAGAUAGACCAGAUCCGCCUGGUCCAGCCAGUGAUGUGGCCACUAUACCUCCGAGAUCGCAGGCUCCCACAGUACUGAAAAAAGCUGAGGAAGUUUCACUCAAGCCUGAACCACAGACAAACACUCCAGGUAGACGUGCUUCUCGAAAGGAGAGCAAAGACAGUUUGGCUGGUCUCUCUCCUACUGAUGCCACUGUUAUACAGUGCAAAGGCAUCCCGCCCAACCUUAACAAGAAGGACCUUGUCAUACAGCAUUUUGGGCACUUUGGGAAAGUGCUUAAGGUGUAUUGCAGGCCUCAGAAGAAUCUGACCAUUGUGCAUUUCCAAGAUCAUGCAUCUGCAGCCAAAGCCAAAAAGAAGGGAAAGCUGUUCCAGAGGACUGAAAUUCAGAUAUUUUGGCAAAGAAAAAAGCAAAGUCCAAGUGAAAAGGAUGCUAGACUUUCAGAAGUCAAAGAUUUGACAGAGGACUCUGAAUCUGGUGCUGCGUUUUUGCAGUCCUCUCCUAGUCGUAAGCCUCUCCCCAGAGUAGUGCCCAUCAGCACCACUAGCUCCCUUACUAAAAGCUCUCCGAUCCAAAAAUUGGCUGUUGCUAAAAUACUCCAGUUUGAGAGUGAGGCGCCACUGGAGUCAGUCUCAGAGGAGCGGAGUGUAGAACAACCUAUUAUUAACCUGCCCUCAGUACUGCAGCCUCUGAUUGGUCAGGUGGCUGAAACAGCAGAGGAGAGAUACCGCCUCCUAGAGCAGAGAGACAAGAUUUUACGGCAAGCUCGACCCAAAAGAACAGACCUGGAUAUGUCCAAAGUGUUUGUGGGAACAUGCCCUGAUAUGUGUCCAGAGAAAGAGCGGUAUAUGAGAGAAACCCGCAACCAGCUGAGUGUCUUUGAGGUUAUUCCAGAUACAGAGAAGGUGGAUCAUUUUGCUACCAUCAAAGAGUAUAGCAGGUCUUCGGCGGAUCAGGAAGAACCUCUCCCUCAUGAGCUUAGACCACUUCCUGUGCUAAGCAUGACUAUGGAGUACCUCGUAACUCAGAUUAUGGACCAGGGUGAGGGCAAUUACCGUGACUGGUAUGACUUUGUCUGGAACAGAACCAGAGGAGUUCGUAAGGACAUUACCCAGCAGCAUCUAUGUGAUCCAGAAAUAGUAUCACUCAUUGAGAAAUGUACCCGUUUCCACAUUCACUGCGCCCAUCACCUCUGCCAGGAACCCAUGAUGUCUUUUGACACAAAGAUCAACAAUGAAAAUAUGACAAAAUGCCUGCAGAGUCUAAAGGAGAUGUAUCAAGACUUAGCCACUAAGGAGGUGUACUGCCCAAAUGAAGCAGAGUUCCGCCAGUACAAUGUGUUGCUUAAACUCAAUGAUGGAGAUAUUCUUCGUGAGGUGCAGCAGUUCCGUAAAGAGGUACGGGAGUCUCGGGAGGUGGAUUUUGCCGUGCAGGCCUUUGCAGCACUCAAUAGCAAUAACUUUGUCCGGUUCUUUAAACUUGUGAGUGGAGCUUCAUAUUUGAGCAGCUGCAUACUUCACAGAUACUUCAAUCAGGUGAGAAGGAAGGCACUAAAAAUCCUCAAUGUGGCCUUUACUGUUGGAUCCCAAAGAUCCACCAUUUAUCCAGUCGAGGACUUUGUUAGAAUGCUCAUGUUCCACAAUGCCAGUGAAGCCACAGAGUUUAUUCAAAAGUAUGGCCUUACUAUCAAUGAUGGCAUGGUAGAACUUAGUCGCACUGCCUAUCAGGAGUCUGAUUUCUCCUUACCGCAGAGGAAGUCUGUGGUCAUUGAAAGGAAGAGAACAGUUCUGAUUGGUGAGGUGAACGGUGGACCACUGCCCAACCCACCCCAGCACAAUCCCGUUUGCAGCUUUGACUCCAACAACAAGUACAGAGGAGACGGUCUGUCUUCUGAGCCUCCACCAGCUGCCCUGAAGGCUCAUUCACAGAGGCAGGAGUUGAAGCCCUUCAUGGAGCCUGACUCCAGGCCUCAGGUGACAACAAGGCUUCUGGCUGAACCACGGCUGUUCAUGGACCACCCUUGCAUGACAGAGCCUGUAAAACCUGAUGACGCGGAUGAAACCGGAGAAAAGGACCAAACAGAUUCCACUCUUCCUCUGGUGCCACAGCUGGUUUUCCAACCUAUAUUAGCCCCACAACCAGUCCGACCUCCAUCUCCUCCACCCAAAACAGAACCAGCCUACACAGAUCAGGAUAUAAUGGCUGAGGUGAAUGCGGUGCUUAAUGAGGUGGUGGAAGCUGAGGUCUCUUAUUUAACCCGUGCAGCUGCUGAAUAUGUGUCUGCAGCCCUCAGUGUGAGUGACAGUGAGUUGGAAACGGUUGUUAGUGAAGUCUUAAAUCAGCUGCUGAGAGAACUGUCCACGUCAGAGAUCAUCGCUGAGAAGGAGAGAAUCACAGAGGAGAAACGCAAGCAGGAAGAAGCCAGGCGGAAGGAAGCCUUUCUUGAGCAGUUCAGCGAUGAGCUGUGUGCUAUAAUCAGUGACGAGGUGCUAACAGAGAGGAUUAGAGUGACUGCAGAGGCUGAAAUAAGGCUUGCUUUAGAAGAAAAGGCGGCUUUUAUUGCCCGCUGCUCAGUGGAGGAAUGCAACCGCAUAGUAGAGGAGACGCUGGCUGAGGAGCUGGCUGCAAUGGCACAAGAGAUCUUGGACAAUGAGUUGAGGCGUGUCUGCAAGUUCAUCAAGAGGUGGCGUGAUGUGGUAGGCGUGCGUCGUCAGCUAAAGAGACAGAUGCGUGGUUUCCCUGCAGCCCCUGGCUGUGUAGAUCCGCGGUUCAAACUGAAGGCUCUUGUACCCAGUGCCCCUUCCGACCCCUCUCUGGACCUCCUGGCCCAGGGGAUGGUCAACCUGGGUAAUUCCGGCAACAUGUCGGUUUCCUGCACAAGAUUGCUGAAAAUGAGACAGGAAGCAGUUCAUCAAAUGAAAGUGUCCUACUACUACAAUCUCUUACUGAGUGAGCGUGUAUGGAUGCCUCUUGACCUGCCCACUCUUGUGGCAGAAAGCACCCCUAAUGCACCAGACAGAAUCUUCUGGAAAGCCACGCUUCUGUUGCCAAGCAGCAUUGAUAGUGACAUAAGUUAUGCAAGCAGGAUUCUGACACACUGGCUUGAGGUUAAAUUGGGUAAAGAAAUCCAAUCCGAAGAGAAUGAGAAAGAACUCAAAGGGCAACUGAAAACGCUGUGCAUCAGUCACAGCCUGACAAAUAUUAGAGGAAAGACUCAUGAAGUACACAUUUCUAUAAAGGCGUGUCAUGGCCCUCUGAGUGCAGAAAACCAAUGUCUGCUGGAGGAACAGAAGGAGCUCCAUGGUACCAAUGCUCUGCUGAUGCUACUUCCCUCUCUCAGUGCUGGACAGGGUGAAGAGGAUGAGGAUGUGUCCCUGCUCUCUGCCCUCCUUCAGCUGAGGCAGGUGAAGCAGGUCAGCUGCUGGCACUGUCCUGUACCACUGGUUGUGGUGGUUACUGGCAACCAAGAGGGUGGUACUAAUGGUCAUGGUUUGGAAGAAGCACUCAUGUUGAAUAUGUUUGUCAAAGAUGGUCUCAUCUCUGAAUACAUCUUUGUCCAUAUACCAGCAAACCUCACUGACCUGCAAGGCUCAGAGCAGAUGAGUCAGAUCAUCAGGUGGCUUGCCGCCCACUCUCCCGCUGGCCCAGUCCUGUCCUCUCAGACCCUGCUGCAGGUCGUUGAGUUAGGCCUGUGCCGUGAGUUCUACUCCAGACUACAACGAGACAAGCAAGACAGGAAGCAUGCGGGUCUUCCGUCUCAGCACCCAGAGCCUAUCGUGCAGCUCUGUAACAAUGUGCUGAGUUUCCUAGCAGGUGUGGUUUCGUCAGAGCAUCUGUCCAGUCUCUGCUGGCCACCUCCUGAAUUCUCUCUCCCCGAGAACAGUGAGCUGAUUCCUCAUCAUUCCUGGAACUCUCCAGAACACCUAGAGUGGCUAAAGAGAACCAUCCUCAGUCGGCAACUUCCUGAGUGGGAUCCGCCUCCCAUUAGUGGUAGUUUUAGAGCUUACUGUUUAGUUUUUUUUUUGUAUAUAUUCCAGUAUGUAUCCCAAAUCCCUACCUCACCCUUAAGCCAACCUAUUCUAAUGUCCCGCCUGGAGAUCCUGCUAAGAAGAGUGAACUACCAAUACUUUCAUGUGAGCGGUGCAGAUGAGGAUGACUAUGAGGAGAUUGGACCGUCCUUUCACGAAAUUCCCUGGGAUGAGAUCAUAUGCCUGUGUGUAGAGCAUCGUAUGAUGGACUGGAUUUUGGAACCUCUUGUGGCAAAAGAUGCCCUCACGGAUGAUGGUGAAAUUCUUGUAUACUUUAACAAAGACAGUCUGAAGAAUUUCCAGCCCCCUGACAGCUGGAUAAAGGCUGUGAAACUGACAUAUCAGGAAAAACAGCAGGCCUCAGAAGUUAGGGUUGGAGAGCAGAUACAUUGGAUGGAAGCACAUCUUUUGCACCCUUCAUCAUUUCCUCUUAACCUGACCUCUAUGCCCGUGACCUUGACCCCCUCCCGAAAGCAUCUUGCUGCUGGCACUGUCCAUAUACAGGAGACUGAAACGGCUGACCUGGUUGAGAAAAUAUCAUCUCCUAGCAAAAUAAACAGACUCUUUGAUGCAGACAGAAUACAGACUUCCAUAAUGGAGCGACUUCAGCGUACUCUCUCAACUGUUCAGGAGAUGAAUGCUGAGGGCCAGAGAAUCGGAGAGCAGAUUCAGCGUCGGAUUGAAGUGGAUCAUUUGUCCUCUGCUUCUUUUCCUCUCUUCCUCCCCUCCACCCUCCUCUGUGCACCUCCUCUAGUUAGGACCUCCUCUUCCAAGCACCCUGCUGCUACCAUUCACAUACAAGAAGUGGAACAGACUGCUGCAUCUUUUGAAAAACACAGACCAGUAUCUUUGUUACAACGUUUGCAGGCCUUGAAAAGAGAGUUGUCGAGUCAGAAAGAGGAGGAACGUGUGUGUGACCUUAAGCUGAAGUGUCUUUUAGACAUUGUAGAGAACUGAAGAUGAUUCAGUAUAACAGCAGCUGCUGAAUACCACUUCCAGUCUCUCAGUUUGAAAGAAAAUGUCCUUUAUCUGCUGCUUAUUGGUCUCAACAGUUUUAUUUUUGCUGAUUUUAAUUUUUUGAUUCAGUAUAUUUGCUCAAGACGUGUGCCUCAUCCAUUAAGUUUAAUUAAAUCUUAGUGUGAAUCUCCUUGUACUUAAACACAAAUUUAGAACUGGUUCAUUUGUUUUCAUACAUAGUUUCCAGGUUUCUGAAUGAUAGCGUUGAAUGUAUUUUGUUCAAAACAAUAAUUCUGUUGUAUUUAAUUGUAUAUUUUUGGACAACAAUAAAGAAAGUUUUUAUUCAA
Cyprinus carpio (common carp) is the source of this 6790-nucleotide messenger RNA. Its product is annotated as germinal-center associated nuclear protein-like. The transcript has 30 exons. The coding region runs from base 189 to 6443 and encodes 2084 amino acids. Gene Ontology annotation, biological process: mRNA export from nucleus. Gene Ontology annotation, cellular component: transcription export complex 2; cytoplasm; nucleus. The record is from RefSeq and is a predicted model, not a curated record. NCBI's taxonomy places the organism in Eukaryota, Metazoa, Chordata, Actinopteri, Cypriniformes, Cyprinidae. Gene Ontology annotation, molecular function: RNA binding.